AUGGACUACCUUAUGGACCGAUACGUUUUCGACAACUUGCCGUUUGAUGUGGGACCGGAAGCUCGCAAAGAAUGGGGUCAACGAGCUCUUCACGCUAUUCAGUGGUUCGAUUGGAUCUGCAAAUACCAGGACGUCUCCCAAAUUUACGAGAAUCACACAUCAUUUCUUUUUGGUGAAAUCUUGUUCUUCAUUCUUGCCGGACUCACUUUUGCCCACGCCUGGAGAUCGGGAACCAGAUUCGUGCUUGUCUGGUUUGGAAUCCUCAUCCAUGCACUCAAUGUGGAGAAUCUGUGUUAUUGGAUUCCGGAUAUGGACAACUUCUGGCAAGCUCAAGGAAUUCUCACAUUCUUCGGAGCACGUGCACCACUAUACAUCUUGAUUGGAAUCUACCACAUGUUUGACUACACCUCGUUUGUUCUCAUGAGCAGACUUCACUUGCCAUGGUGGGCUUAUGGACCAGCCGUGGGACUCGGAGCGGUCAUGCUUGAUAUGCCUUACGAUAUCAUGGGAAUCAAACUGGUUUGGUGGACAUGGCACGAUACGGACCCAAACAUUUUCGACAGAAUGAACUGGGUACCAUGGAAUUCUUACUAUUUCCAUGCAUCGUUUGCCUGCUCAUUCACUUGGAUUCUGAUGUAUGCCAGAAGCAAAUUGGUCGAGACAGAAUACGACUGGAGAAAACUUCCAAGAGAGAUCCUUUGCGUUGUGUUUGCCGGUAUGGGAGCUUUCUGGCUAGGAACCAUUCAAUUCGCUCUCCUCUAUCACCCACUGCAUGAUAUUUUCAAGGUUCACUCCGAGUACACCACAAUUGCUUUCCUCUCCAUCUACGCUUUGAUUGUGAUUUUCGCGGAUCGUCAGAACAAAAAAGCAGCUGCCCGCAGUGGAAACAAGUAUUGGUUUGAUGAACUUGCUGCUGCUAUUGCAAUCGAGUAUCUAUUCUUCAUGAUUGCUGUUGUUAUCUCCGAUCCAGUGAAUAUUGUUAGUGAUGGGCUCCAUCAACCAAUCGGACCAUGCAAUGAGACCCAAAAAGUUCAAACUCCAACUGGAAUGGUACUCCAUAAGAAGAAAUACUUUUGUGUUGACAACUAUGAUGAGAAGUACAUUGAUUUCCAUUGUGUACCAGGAGGAGCUCCACAACAGACGGAACCAGACAUGCCUCUCGAAUGGUACGCCGUCUGUGGAACUGACUACGAGAACAGAGCCGAGUACAUCUUCAUCAUCUGGUUCAUUUGCAUUCUCUACGGAACAAUUUGGUACCAAAUUGCUGCUCGUUCUGGAGUCACACCAAAAGACCCAGUCAAAGUCUACAAAAAACGUGUCGCUGUCAAGAAAGAUACGGAAUCGAAGAAGACUAAGUAA
Molecule: messenger RNA, 1359 nt
Organism: Caenorhabditis remanei
Lineage: Eukaryota; Metazoa; Nematoda; Chromadorea; Rhabditida; Rhabditidae
Exons: 5
Coding region: 1-1359 (452 amino acids)
Source: RefSeq, a predicted model, not a curated record